Petromyzon marinus (sea lamprey) is the source of this 3731-nucleotide messenger RNA. Lineage: Eukaryota; Metazoa; Chordata; Hyperoartia; Petromyzontiformes; Petromyzontidae. The record is from RefSeq and is a predicted model, not a curated record.
AUGGACGUUAAUCACGGCGGCCUCGGUAAGACACCGAGGAAGCAGGCGCAGAGGAAGUGUUCCACGUUGAGUCGAGAGAUGGUGGCGCCUGCCUGCGGCGGCGGCGGCGGCGGCAGCGUGAGCGUCUCUGGGGACCUGCGCGGUGCAGGCGAGGAGGCGAGAGGGACGACUCGGUGGCAGGAGGAGGGACGCGUGAACGGAGGCGUUUAUCCAGAGGCGCGUGGAGACGCGGAUGACACGGAUGAGAUCGUUGGUGGUGAUCGUGGUGAUGGCGAUGACGGUGGGACAGGGCACGGCGCAGAUUCUGCAUCGGAGGAGAUGACGUCGGCGAGAGGAGACGUCGAAUCCGACGACGGCGACGAUGACUUCGGCGAGUUCGAGGCAGCGCCGUCCCAGACAGCUCUGGGUUGGCACGAGGCCCGGGGGCUCCCGCCCGGCAAGGCCCGGGGGGGGUCCCCACACUCUCGCGGCGUCACGGAGUGGCCCCCGGGGCCCGUUGGAGGCCCGGCGCGGGAGUUGGCGCAGAGCUGUGGAAGCGACGCCGCGUCGCGCGGAGCUGUCACGGCGUUCGUCGUAAGUGUGGCCUGUGGAUCUGUAUGUAAUUCUGUGCACGUUUCUCUGCGGCGCGGUCUUGCGUUGAACCCGCAGUCGGGCUCCCGCGACGACGGCGACGCCGCCGCCGCCGCCGCCGCCGCGCUGCGUCGAGCCCUCGAGGAGUGCUUCUCGCCGGAGCCGGCGUCGACGGGGAGAUGCGCGGAGCACGGCGACGCGGACAGCCGUCCCGCCGCGGACGAGACGGUGGCUCCGCUCACGUGGCACCUCCUCGGGGAGACGCCCGCCGGAGACAGAGUCGGCGACAACGGGCCCCUGCCGAGAAGCGUGUGGCCCAAGCUGCGGACUGUGGAGGACGGGGAGACCCGGAGGCUGCCCUGGGCCGCGUCUCACGCCUGCCGCCUGCUGCGCCGCGCCCUCGCAGCCGCGCGUGCACACACGCCCCUGUCGGCGGACGAGGAGGAGAGAAUUCCCGACUGCUCGGAGGAGGGAGAGGAGACGGCGGCACGUCCGACGAAGCCCUGGGACUUGGCGGUGAAGAAGGAGACGAUGCAAGAGCCGGUGAUUCACACGAGGGUCACGGCCGGGCGCUACCGCCCUCGUGCCGCUGACGGGGUCGUCACCCUGGCACGCGCCCCCGUCCGCACCGUCUUCGGGUUCGUGCGGCCCGGACCGAGCUGAUCCGAGCGGAGCGGCGGCGGCGGCGCCGUGGGGCUCAGCCAACCGCCGGGACGCUCCUGGCGCUAGCGGCUCAUCCGGACCCUGCACCCAGAGACGAAGCCCAGGCACAGCGGGACACCCGCGCACGGUCUUAACGCAAACCCACCGAAUAUAACCCUGAACCCUGACCUUGAUUACGCACAGUUGUGCACAGUGGCGCACACACACGCGCGCGCACACGGUCUCAACCCGAACCCCUGAUUCUCACACCGGACCCUAAUUCAUUGCAGUAAAACUCCAGGGGCAGGGGCGCACACAGAUCCACUGGCCGAGCCGCAAGCCCUAAUUCUGGAACCUAACAGCAGUGUGCAGCGACACACGCGGCCCUCGCCCUUAACCCUGAAGUCAGACAUGGCGACAUAUGUACUGGGUGCUUCAAAAAAAUGGUAACGCAUACAUGGGACUAUCGUUUUUAAUACACCGUAAGCAUGAUGACGAAUGUAAUGUUAAGAGCUUCAAAAAGUCAAAUAGUCUCCCACUUGUUCGCCAUCGAUGUCAACACGUGGCCUGGAAUCGUCUCCAGGCGGUCUCCAGAGCCCGGAGGCAGCAGCACAUGUCACGUGGUGUUGCAAAGCCUCUGAAGUGUUCACAUUUUUUUGAAGCACCCUGUAUUUAUGGGUCGAACAUUAUCCCUAAUCCCUGACCAUAGCCCUAAACUUCACACUUACCCUGGGUAUGGUGCCACCUCGAAUACUUGCGUGGUCCUAAUUCUAACCCUGACCCGAAUCCUGAACUCGGCCACGGUGACUCGCACACAGCCUCAACCUGAACCCUCAGGUGCACAGCCCCCGCUACAACCCCGACUCGUAACCACUUCCAUGUACACUUGAGUGAAAUGUGUUGGCAGCAAAUAUUGUUGGCAGCUCAAUUACAGUAUAUGUAUUUUGAUAUCGUAGAGAAACGAACGCUGAUGACUCGUAAGCGCGUCUAUUUGCACUGACUACAACCUGACACUCGUGCCUUUUUGUUCCUCUAACAGUGUACGUACAGCGAGUACUUGAAUCACACGCGGCUAUUCAUAGGAGCCAUUCUAAUUCGGAUGGACGAUAAAUUGAAGGGCAGACGCUCCGCGCCGUGCCGACGCAAGCGAGCUUCCCGCACGCGCUCGAUCCGCCGCGCGAGCCGCCGGAGAAAUGAUCCAUUCGGCCGCGCAACGUCGCGUAUCCGACUCGGGUAUCGGCCGCUGACUGAGGUCCCCCGAUGAGCCGCGCAGCUCCGUUGCCAGGACGACCCUACGGACCGAGGCAGGAGGGCAGUGGCCGCAGUUGCAGAGCAUCGCUGGGUGGGAAUGUGCCAACUCGACAAGGAGCAGAAAAACAACAGCAGCAGCAACAACAACGAGGAAUGUUUUGCCCACGUCAGAAACUUACCAAAAACAGGAUAAACGAUCCAUAAUAAAGGGGGGGGAGGGGUUGGGUCAGAUCGCGUAAAUAUGAAUGCGUCGUUCAACCCGCCACUGCACGACGCAGCCAAUUAGUAAGGAUUUUCGCGUAAACAAAAUGUGCCAAUUUAGUUACUAGUUCAGCACUCUGGUGUGUUGGAGAGUAAACCCACAAUAUUUUAUUUUAAGUUGUUAUGUAAACAUUUCCCAGGAUAAACAAUAAACGGUGCUUAAAUGCAGAUCGGAAGCAGGGCCACAUAAUCCUGUCCACAGACGGGCGGGGGGGGGGGGGCUCUUAGAUAUCGCGUUCGUAGAAAUAGCGGCAAGAGAUUAUCCUAAUCACACAUGGGCGAAGGAAAAUACACUUGGCAUAUUCAGAUUGAUGACAAGGACUGGGGUAGAGGCGGGUAUGUGGAUGUGAACAUCGAUAGAAAAUAACAAGUAACGCCGGCAAGCACAAAUCUCGCUCUGAAUGUCGGUGGGUGAUCAAUCAUGGUGGAUAUGCGACGUUGCGCUGCGCUAUGCGAAGUUUACAUCGUGGUAAAAUUUGCAUUCUAUCUGCGGAAAAUUUAGCGAACGCCAAUAUAUGGGUAGCUAAUCACGUAGUCAUAAGCAUUAUUAUAAUUAUAAUCAGGUCUUUGUUAUUCCACUGCAGUAUGAACAUCUCCCCGCGCCUUGUCAGUCGUGAAGGUCUUUUGACCAUACUUCACCACACCGGUCAGUGCGGGUUGGUGAACGGGGUGGCCCAGGCACCAGCUGGAGCAUACCGUUCUCCACUGAUGUUAGCCACGGCCAGAAUUAAACUCAGGUUACUGGGUUCAAAGCGCAAUGCGCUAACCGUUGCCCCACCACUCUACCCCCCUCCCCCCAGUUAAUUCAUAACACAUACGGUGGUAGUUCCUUAAUGAAUGCACUUUUUGCGAUGCACAACCAGAGAUUUAUAUAGAGCAGCUUACAAUUCGGCAAAUGUUGCUGUCUGUUUGAUCGAUUUCAUUUGUAAUUGCAAUUUGUGAACCACAAUGCAGCGAUGACUGCCUUAUGGCUAAAUUCUGUAAAUAAAAUAAAUCCGAAUAAACGA